CAGCACAGGCAGCAACCGCCCCACUGCGCAUGCGCUGGCGGCAGAGCGGGGCGGGGAAGCCUCGGGAAAGGACUCUCUGCGCAUGCCCAGGCCGGGAGCGGCGCGGGGAGCAGAGGCGGAGCAGUCACUACGCAGGCGCCGCCGGGCCGGUGGGAAUCCUUGCGGGGCUCCGGAGUGAGGUGCACGGGGCUGCGCUGGGGCUGGGGCAGGGGCACGGUGUCCGUGCCCCGGUCCGAACCGCGCCGCCUCCUCCCCUGCCGGGCGGGAGCAACCCCGGGGACGAUGGUGGAGCAGCGCGGGGGCCGUGUGCCGGCAGGAGCGCGCGGGGCAGGGCGAGUGUCUGGCGCGGCCCAGGCCGGGGUCGGGGGCGCGGCAGCCCUGCGGGAAGCGGCGCAGGGGCGCGAGGAGGGGCCGGGGCAGCGGCGCGGGCAGGAGGGGAACCAGCCGACCGUGCCCCCGCCGCCCCCACAGACCCCAACGCUGGCACCGGGGCGCGAGCUCCCCACGCAAAGGACCUGGCGCUGGCACUGCGGGGAGCGCCGCCGGGAGGCCGCGGGCCCGGCGAGGUCGCGGUCAGUGUGCCGGCCAGGGAGGUGACCGUGGGCAGGGUGCAGCCCGCUGGGGCGCUACAGCAGCCUGGCGAUUUCUGGCUGGAGCAGGCGCGAGCCCAGCCUGCAGAUACUUCUCCGGAGGAGGCAGCACCAAGGGAAAUCGCAAGGCCUUGGGACCAGGCCCCUUGUUGCCCCAGAGAGGAGCCGCUGCCAGACGCGGGAUCUGGUGCAGAGACCAUGAGCAGAGUUCAUCAGCAGCUUCCUGAAGAAGGGCCUGCAAACCUGGAGCUGCUGAGGACUUCCCCGGGAAGGCUGGGGGAGAGGGCGCCACAGAGCCCUGAGCUGGGCCAGCUGCAGAAGGGACAGGGCAGGCUGGCAAAGCAGGGGGAAAGCAUGGAGCUCCAGGAGGUGUUUGAGGACGUGGCUGUGUAUUUCACGCGGGCAGAGUGGGAGCUCCUGGAAGAUGCAGACAAGGUGCUUUACCGGGACCAGAUGCUGAGGAACUGUGAAGCCCUCAUUUCCCUGGGAUAUCAAGGCCCCACACCUAACUUAAUCCACUGCAUCCAGCAAGGACAGGAGGAGCUCUGGGUCUGUGGUGAUGAGGACCAUGGGGAAAUCUCAAGCUCUGAGGACCUGUGGCUAGGAGGUACCUGGCUGCUGAGCAGAGCAGAGGAAGGGCCUGCAAAUCUGGAGUCACCUGGGAUUACCCCAGGGAGUCUGGGUAAGACGGAGUCUGUGAGACUUGAGGACAAACGAUGGCUCAAAAGCCAGGGGAAGCCCCAAAAGCAGAAGGAGAAUGUUGCAGUGACUCAGAUGCGAUCUCUCCUUGGGGGUGAGAGUGAAGAAGGAACAGAAGCCAGACGAAGCCCUGGGCGCAGGGAAGGAUUUGUGGAGCUGAAGAGCCAUGAAGCCAAGUUCCUCUGGAGAGAGACCCUGAAUCUGAGGCGAGCCAGCAGGAAGGGCCUCAGAGGGAAGCAAGAGCUCCCCACGAUGCCCAGGGGCAGAGGCCGCCCCUGCCCUGAGUUCUGGAAAAGCUUUAGCUUCCCCUCACUCCUGGCUCUGCACAAGAUAAGCUACAUUGGAGCAAAACCCCACCUAGGUGCCAAGUGUGCAAAGGGCUUCACGUGUGGCUUCGCCCAAGCUUCUCAUUGCAAGAUGCGUUCUGGAGAGCUCCCGUACCACUUAACCAGAUUUGGGAGGAGCUUUGUGUGCCUCUCAGAAGUAAGAAAGCACCAAGAUGUGCACAGGGGAAACUGUCAGUACCGUUGUGUCACGUGUGGCAAGACCUUCACUCAUUUCUUUUCCCUAGCUCAGCACUGGCACAUUCACGCGAGGGAUAAACAGCAUCAGUAUCCUGAGUGUGGGAGGCGUUUCAUACGUUCCACCAACCGAGCCAAACACCAGCGCAUCCGCACAGGGCAGGAGACACAUCACUGCUGUGUGUGUGGGAAGAGCUUCACCCAGUCUUCCCACUUGUCCAACCACCGUUGCCUCCUUGCAGGGAAGAAACCACACCAGUGCUCUGUGUGUGGGAAGACCUUUAUCCGCUCCUCCAGCCUGGCUAACCACAAGUGCAUCCACCCAGGGGAGAAGCCACAUCAGUGCUCUCAGUGUGGGAAAAGCUUUAACCACUCCUCCAGCCUAGCCUACCAUCAGUGCAUCCACACAGGGGAGAAGCCACAUCAGUGCUCUCAGUGUGGGAAAAGCUUUACCCACUCCUCCAGCCUAGCCUGCCAUCAGCGCAUCCACACAGGGGAGAAGCCACAUCAAUGCUCUCAGUGUGGGAAAAGCUUUACCUACUCCUCCAGCCUAGCCUACCAUCAGCGCAUCCACACAGGGGAGAAGCUGCAUCGGUGUUCUGAGUGUGGGAAGAGAUUUCGUGCAUUCUCCCACCUGACCAGACACCAGCGCAUCCACACAGGGGAGAAGCCAUAUCAGUGCUCUGUGUGUGAGAAGAGCUUUACCCGCUCCUCCAGCUUGGCCAACCACCAGCGCAUACACACAGGGGAGAAGCCACAUCAGUGCCUUGAUUGUGGGAAGAGAUUCAGUGUAUCCUUCAGGCUGACCGAACACAAGCGCAUCCACACAGGGGAGAAGCUGCAUUACUGCUCUCAGUGUGGGAAGAGCUUUACCCAGUUCUCCAAUCUGGCCAUGCACCAGCGCAUCCACACAGGGGAGAAGCCACAUCAGUGCUCUCAGUGUGGGAAGAGGUUUACCCAGUCCUCCAGCCUAGCCAUGCACUGGAGCAUGCACACAGGGGAGAAGCCACAUCAGUGCUCUCAGUGUGGGAAGAGCUUUGCCCGCUCCUCCUACCUUGCUAAUCACCAGCGCAUCCACACAGGGGAAAAGCCACAUCAGUGCUGUGUUUGUGGGAAGAGAUUCAGUGAGUCCUCCAGCCUGACCAAACACAAGCGUAUCCACACAGGGGAAAAGCCACAUCAGUGCUCUAAAUGUGGGAAGAGCUUUGCCAGAUCCUACCAUCUGACCAUGCACCAGCGCAUCCACACAGGAGAAAAGCCACAUCAGUGCUCUGACUGUGGGAAGAGCUUCGCCUGUUCCUCCAACCUAGCCACACACCAGCGCAUCCACACAGGAGAGAAGCCACAUCACUGCUCCGAGUGUGGGAAGAGUUUCCAUGAAUUCUCCCACUUGACCAGACAUCAGCGCAUCCACACAGGGGAGAAAGCACAUCAGUGCUCUGAGUGUGGGAAGAGUUUCCGUGAAUUCUCCCACUUGACCAGACACCAGCGCAUCCACACAGGGGAGAAGCCACAUAAGUGCUCUGAAUGUGGGAAGAGCUUCACCCAGUCCUCAAACCUGGCUGUACACCAGCGCAUCCACAAAGGAGAGAAGCCACAUUAAUGUUUUGAAUGUGGAAAGAGAAUCAGCAGUUCCUUCAGCCUGACCAAACACGACUGCAUCCACAGAGGGGAGAAGCCACAUCACCGCUCUGAGCGUGGGAAAAGAGUCAGUGAUUUCUCCAGCCUGAGAAAACAAGUGCAUCUACAUACGGGAGAAGCCAAAUCAGUGGUCUGAAUGUGGGAAGAGGUUUACCUGUUCCUCCAACCUGGCCAUACUCUGGCGCAUCCACAGAGAGGAGAAGCCACAUCAGUGAUCUGUGUGGGGGAAGAGCUUCAUCCACACCUUCAGCCUGGCAUUCCACCAGCGCAUCCUCACAGGCUAAAAGCUACAUUAUUGCUUUGUGUGUGGGAAGAGCUUUGCCAUAUUCUCCCACCAAUCUGUCAGGUUUUGCUUCUCAGCCUCCCUCCAGAGUUAUGCAUGCCUUGGUACAUGUCACUCCCCUGCCCUCCUGCCCUUAGCUGCACUCUCUCUAAUCCAGUCUCUGAUCAGAAAGCUGUCGUACUGAACAUGGUAUCCCUGUGGCUGGGCUCUGUGCCCUCUCCUCAACUGAGAUGUGAAUUGAAAGAGCCCAGAAACCUUUCCAGGGCAGAUCUCUCUGAGUUCCCAGCCUCUUCCCUUUGCCAAGGGUUCACCACUGUCCAGGGCUUGUUGCAACAACUCAGUAAAAAAUGUUGGUUGCCUUCAAGGCCUCACUUCUAUGUACUGCUGUGCAGCAAGGGCACUGCCCUUUUGAAGGAGCCUGUGGCCAGGGGGCAAUAGAGUGCCUUUUCCUGGGGAAAUGGGGGCAGGGGGAAGGAAAUGCAGGCUAUGGCAGUUCCUGCGUCCUGUGCAAGGUCGCAGCAAGUGUUAGACCCUGACUCCAUGCUGCACCCAACGACUAGGGAGACGACGGUCCAGUUACGUGUGGAUCCUGUUACUCAUUAGCCAGAGCAGGCAGGGAGCAAACACCAGCACACAUUGCUUGCAGCUGCUUUAUUCAGAAUGGAGACCACUUCGGACAGGGGCCUCAUGCCAUUAGAGACGGGGUCCUGCUCCAAACAAUAGGUUUUUCUUACAGUUAUACACUUUGGUUCAUACUCAUUAACGUUUACUCGUCCUUUGUCUUGCUUUGUAUUCCUCAGAAAAUGGUUGACACAGUAAAAAUGGUUACUUAGCAUAAGUAAAUGGUUGGUCUAACUUGCAUCCUGCCUUGUGGUCAGGAGCUCUGCUAGGCCACAGGUCAUGCCUUGUAUUCAGCUGCAAAUCCAGUGCUCUCUAAUAAUCCAAAUUAUUGUCACCCUAACAGUAAGUAUGAGGACAUUGUCUUGGUGAAAUGCAGCAUGUUAUCAUGUCUGGGGAAUAUUCCCUGGUUGGUAGAAUCACAAUAGACCAUGUCUCAUGCAUAGGAACUUGCUUUGGCUUCACUUGUUCUUCUCCAGACAAAUCCAAGGACCCAGAGACACCCUUAGUGUAACAUCCUGGGAUGCUAGUCCAGCUGUGGCACCACUGCCGUCCUGCUGUCCCUGCCAAAUAACCUUAUGUUAGAGCAGAGGGAUGGGUCCUGCUGGCAUGCUGGGCCAGCUGGAAAAGCUAACUGGGAUAUCUGCUUGGUUUGAGGGCACACCACUCAGCUCCUGCUCAUCUGACGAGCCACCCAGAGCUCAAGCUGCCUCUGUCUCCUCACUAGAGAGGGAAAUGGGACCCAGGGUAGGGUAGACACAAUGUAGGUGUGAGAGUGGAGGAGGAGGGCUGGACCUGGAACCGGAGGUGUUGGGUCUUGUCCUGGAGCGGUAAGGGUAGGGGGAAGUGUAUGGAGGACAGAGAGAAACUAUUCUCUGGGGUCGCAGGGGAUGGGAUAAGGUGUGCUGAUUGGAAUCAGGCCAUCACUUGGCUGUGUGGGAAACCCUGAGGGCUUGAAGGAAUGAUGGGUUCCUUGAAUACACAGGUGGUCACACCAUCCCACUGCUACUGUCCUGCAUGGCCUGAUGAUGUACGAGUGAAGUUGCAACUGUUUUUGGCCAGGAUCCGAGUGUUCUCAAAGUCCCGAGCUGAAGAAAAAGGUGGGGAUUCUCACCUGCUCGCAGGAGUACCCUAUUAUCUUGCAUACAACAUACCCCAUCCCUUUUUUAUUUUUGGCAAGCAAGAAUAUAAAAGAAAAAGAUUUCUCAAGGGUCACAGCCAACUGUUGUAGAGAAUAAGUCCUCCUGGGAAUAUAGAAUUGGGGUCCACACUUGCCACAUGCUUUAUAUCUGGCCAGUUUAGAUACCAGGCAUCCGAUCCGGAGCUCCCAAUCGGUUUCCUGCUUCAAUUCGGCCGAAGCGGCUCUGAAGCUUUGGAGCCCAUUCGGAGAUCCGGCCUUAGAGUAUAAUGGGAAGUCAAUGAAAUGUCUAUAACUUUGUUGUUGUUUUUGUCUCGUUUGGAUGAAACUUGCAGGGAUGUUCGUCUCUGCUGAGAGCAUGAAGCCUGCCAAGUUUCAAGAAGAUGGGUACAGGGGUUUGGAGGGGAACUACAUUCCAGAUUUUUGAAAGCAAAACUCAUAUGUCACGUGUAUGUGUUACACCACUUGGGGGUGAAAACUGCAGGGGUGGUGGCCCCUGGUGAGGCCAUGAAGCCUGUCUAGUCUUAGAUAGGUGUAGGGGCUAGGGGCUUGGGGGGAAUUGUGCUUCCAGCUGCUGACAGGCAAAACUCGUGGCAUAGAUGACCCUGUGUGUGUUAAGGCACAGCGGGCUGACAGUUGCAGGAUGAGAACAGACAAUCUGCAUGUGCAUGUGCACAGCUCUGUCCUGGCCCUUCCCCGCCUUCCCAUGCCCCAUCCUGGCUGCCUGCUGCUCCCACAUGACAGACACGCAGGGGAACGUGGCAUCUCCCAGGACACUGAGUCACAACCAGCAGCAGGAGGACUGCGGGAAGCCGCAAUAGUCUUUAAUAGAUGCUGCUGCUUCUGGGCCAAGGUGAGGAGGGGAUGCAUUAGCUCCGCUGCACACAGUACCAUGUAGCAGAAAGCCCCCUUUUCCUCUUGCCUGCAUUUGCUCUCCCCUCUUUGGAUAUGUUUCUCUUUUUCUACCUUUUCUUCCUUCCUCUCUCUUUCACUUUAAGAUAAGGAAUUGUGUUUUAAAAUUUGUAUGUGUGCAUUUUGUAUCUCCCCUUGUAGUUUGGUGUUUUUAUCUAUUUGUGUGCCAUGGCAUUUGUAGCUUAUAUUUUAUACUCCUCACCUUUCAACUUUCAACUAAAUGUGUUUAGUUUCAUAAGUAAGUUAUACAUUGAAACAAUGUUAACAAGGGCAGGAAUCAAACUGCUGCUUCCCUGUAUCAGGCUGGCCCCUGAAAGAGUGAGUGAAUAAGUGAUUGAAUGUGUAACACUGUAGCGGCAGACAGCAAUUAGCACCUGGGAAGCGGCAUAUCAACCAAUGGAAGAACUCGAUAGAAGACAAUGUAAAAACCGGGACAUCUCUAAAUGUCACUGAUCAAGGGCUAGAAGCCCUGGCCUGAGUUAAUCAACGCCGGGAACCAACUUUUGGGCUGAAUAUCUCCAGAUCAACCACUCCCAGAGCCCUAUUCAAAAUUCAACAACGGACUCCCAAAGCUGCACAUACAUGCGGACGACCCCUGGGGCUGACAGAUGCCAUCCAGUAGCCACUGAGGGGGAAGUCCCACGAGGGUCAAUGACCCCUGGAUUGGGCAAACCUGAAAACUGGGGAGUCACCAAAGUCUGCCAAGGACAGAUAAAAGGCAGUGAAAAGUGACCCUCAGUGGCACCCUCUUGAUCUCCAACGUGACCAGACCUGACCAGCCAGAAGGACCAGCCGGCGACCCCCUUUUGGAAGAUAACACCACACUGAAAGAAGCCUCAACGACAGACUCCAGCGCUUGUAGGAUAGGUAUACCUGACUCUGUAGCCUGCUACUGUGUGUGUGUAUGUGUGUGCAUGUGUGUGUGUGUGUGUGGGGACCAGCCCCAAGGUUUAUGAUUACAGUAUUUCAUUCCACCUAAUAAACUAGAAUUUUAAGGA
Molecule: messenger RNA, 7400 nt
Organism: Alligator mississippiensis (American alligator)
Lineage: Eukaryota; Metazoa; Chordata; Crocodylia; Alligatoridae
Product: zinc finger protein 493-like
Exons: 6
Coding region: 30-3413 (1127 amino acids)
Biological process (GO): regulation of transcription by RNA polymerase II
Cellular component (GO): nucleus
Molecular function (GO): DNA-binding transcription activator activity, RNA polymerase II-specific; RNA polymerase II cis-regulatory region sequence-specific DNA binding
Source: RefSeq, a predicted model, not a curated record